GUCUGUGAAUAUAUCAACUGUCAAACAUAAUAAAUAAUUGACAUUUACAAUUUGUGAAGAUUUUAGAAGAUUGUGGUUUUAAUUAUGACGCACGAAAAACUUUUAAAAUUAACGAAAGAACAAGAAGCAUUUCUACAAGAAUGUGACUUAGAAUUUUCGAAUCGUUAUACAAGUUCAGAUCCAGAAUAUCAAAGUAUUUUUGAACGUAACUUACCACCACCACCAAUUAUUGAAAAUUGGACAUCACGCCGUGGAAAUUUUAACAAUUACAAUCAUAACCGCAAUAGAAAUUUUCGAGGUCGACAUACAAGAGAUGAUGAAGGAAAUUAUGGCGGUCAUAGCAGAAAUGAGAAUAGAUAUGAUAGACCACAUUAUAAUGAAAGCAACAAUCAAAACUAUUCAAACAAACGACAAAGAACUUAUUAUUAAGUAUGUUUAAUGAUGUUUAAAAUCAAUGUCUUUUUAUAUUUAUAUCAAUACAUAAUUUUUGAAUAAGACAA
Chrysoperla carnea is the source of this 500-nucleotide messenger RNA. Its product is annotated as RNA guanine-N7 methyltransferase activating subunit. Bases 85 to 429 code for a protein of 114 amino acids. NCBI's taxonomy places the organism in Eukaryota, Metazoa, Arthropoda, Insecta, Neuroptera, Chrysopidae. The record is from RefSeq and is a predicted model, not a curated record. The transcript has a single exon. Gene Ontology annotation, molecular function: RNA binding. Gene Ontology annotation, biological process: RNA 5'-cap (guanine-N7)-methylation.